This is a messenger RNA of Macrosteles quadrilineatus (aster leafhopper), 1450 nucleotides long. RefSeq names its product histone chaperone asf1-like. Gene Ontology annotation, molecular function: histone binding. The record is from RefSeq and is a predicted model, not a curated record. Bases 298 to 888 code for a protein of 196 amino acids. NCBI's taxonomy places the organism in Eukaryota, Metazoa, Arthropoda, Insecta, Hemiptera, Cicadellidae. Gene Ontology annotation, biological process: DNA replication-dependent chromatin assembly. Gene Ontology annotation, cellular component: nucleus. The transcript is spliced from 5 exons.
ACUUCUUUAUUGGAUGGAAUUGGAAGUAGAACGUUGAAGUGUUGUUGAGCAGUGGAAUCUGUUUCUAGAGACUAGAACUUAUGAAAGUAACUUUAUUCCAAAGAUUUUUUUCUAGAUUGCUUGUCGCUAAAAUUUAAACUCUUCUAGUCUAGUGAUUGGGCUUGUUUCGAUAAUUCUUAAUAACUAUUUGCCAGUUCAUUUUCAGUGCUUGCGAUAGGCCUAGGCAAGAUUAGGGAAUAGACCAUACGCGCCAAGAAGCUGCAAGUUAUAACAAGAGGUUAAUUUAUCAGAAGAAUUAUGGCUAAAGUCCAGUUGGGAAAUGUGGUUGUUUUGGAUAACCCGUCACCAUUCUUAAACCCAUUCCAAUUUGAACUGACUUUUGAAUGCAUUGAAGAAUUGAAAGAAGAUUUAGAAUGGAAAAUGAUCUAUGUUGGCUCAGCUGAGAGCGAGGAGCACGACCAAACUCUGGACACCAUCUACGUUGGGCCUAUUCCUGAAGGGAGGCAUAUGUUUGUUUUUCAAGCAGACCCCCCAGAUGUCAGUAAGAUCCCAAUCGCAGAUGCUCUUGGAGUGACCGUCGUACUACUCACCUGCAGCUACCGAGGCCAGGAGUUUGUGAGGGUGGGCUACUUUAUCAACAACGAGUAUCAGGACCCGGAAAUGCGUGAGAACCCACCUGCCAUUCCACAGUUUGACAAGGUUGUACGAAACAUCCUCGGAUCAGAACCAAGAGUCACUCGGUUUAAAAUCAACUGGGACGAUUCUGAAACACAAGUCUCGCCUCCUAAUGACGGACAGCCACAAGCAGCUGCAUUACCAGAAGAAAUAUCGGUGGAAAUUGGUUUCAACGAGAACAGCUGCAGUCAGAAUGCUAUGGAAGUGAUGUGAACAGUGGAACUGUGUCAAGCUGGAUUUUGUGGGUUCAUCCUUCAAUCUUAACGGAUGUUUAAUUACUUAAUGGACUCAGUGUAAGAGAACUCAAAGCCUUAUAGGUAACAAAGUUAGUGGUUCCACUUACGUUGACUCGUUUGUUGCAAAAGUCUGAUCCUAUCGUUAUUGUUUGGCGUUUCUUUUUUUAAAUUUUAACUAAGCCUUAUUUAGGAAGUAAGUUUAUUAUUUAUUUCAGUCGUGUUCAGUAAUGUUGAUUGUAAGUUCUUUUCUAGAAUGAGUUAAAAAUUUAAAUUUGAGAUACUGUAGCCUACUCAUUUGAGGUUUUCCUACUAAAAUACAUUUUUAUCAGUUACUGAAGCACAAUGGUUUAAAACUGUAUUUUCAAUAAAUGAUCCACUGAUACAAAAUGUGAUAUAUAGAAUAAGACAUGGUCGUAUUUUUAAGACUACGUGCAGUACAACAUGUGUUAAAUUGAGGAUUGAAGUAUCUUCUUCCUUUUAUCAGGUUUGAUUUUUCAUUGUUUUUAUGGUGUAAAUAAAAGAUAGAUACUCUUUUUAAA